Molecule: messenger RNA, 1284 nt
Organism: Durotheca rogersii
Lineage: Eukaryota; Fungi; Ascomycota; Sordariomycetes; Xylariales; Xylariaceae
Product: Tautomerase/MIF
Exons: 3
Coding region: 1-1284 (427 amino acids)
Molecular function (GO): phenylpyruvate tautomerase activity
Source: RefSeq, a predicted model, not a curated record
AUGGGUCGAGCCGAGCUCCCUCUUCCCCGUAUAAACGGCGCCAUCUCCACGGGCAACACCGCCACCACCACCGCCAAAAACAACAACAACAAUCUCUCGUUGCCCACUCUCGUUUCCUCGUCGUCCUCUGCGUCGUCGUUGUCCUCCUCCUCCUUUCCUCCCGCCACCGCGCACCGAAAGCUGCGAUCCGCCCGCGGGCCGCCGCCGUCGCCGCCGCCGCCGCCGUCUCGACCUCACCGCCCGCACCUCGUCGAGGGCAACGCCAUGAUGCGCGACAUCGACCGCCCGCCGCCCGGCGACCCGCUGCCAGCGGCGACGACGACGACAGCCGCGGGGUCGGGCCGCCGGAAGAAGCCCCCCGUCCACCCCGACCUCGCCAGGAAGCGCAGCGCCUACUUCGAGACCGAGUUCGCCGCGGCGAACCGCGAGCCGGACCCGGCCCGCACGCGCGUCCAGAACGAGGCCAUCGUAGUAGCCGAUCUGCGGACGAACGUGAUUACCGGGCCGAGCCGGGGCCGGGCGGCGCGCGCGCAGAUCAAGGACGAGUUCUCGUUCAUCACGGACCUGUCGUACCAGCUGUCGAACCGGUACCAGCGGCCGAUGUCGUCGGUCGCGGUGGAGCUGAGCCACGGGCGCUGCCUGCUGUUCGGCGGCACCUUCGACCCGGCCUACACGCUGACCAUCCGCGCCCUGCCCGCGCUCGUCCAGCCCGCCACCAACCGCCGCAACGCCGCCCUCCUCCAGCGCCACGUCCACGACGCCCUCGGCGUGCCCCCCGCCCGCGGCUACCUCCGCUUCGUCCCCACCCCCGAGCACGCCGUCGCCGUCGGCGGCACCACCGUCGCCGCCCAGAUCGACGCCGCCGCCGCCGGCCCCCCCGACCCCCCGCUGCCUGCUGCCGCCGCAGCUGCUAAGGCCGCCCGCAAGGCCACCCGCAAGCUCAGCAUCAAGUCCUUGACCGGCUUCCGGUCCGCCUCGAUGCUGGACCUCGCGCGCGGGGCGACGACGACGACGCCGCCGCACAGCGCGUCGGACGGGAGCGCCGGCGCGCCCAUCGCGACGAUCCCCGAGGUGCCGCCGACGCCGCCGGCCGACUCGGACGCGGACGAGCGCGAGCGCGGCGACCGCCUCGGCGACCUCGCCGCCCCGCCGCCCGAGAAGGCGCCCGCGUCGCCGCCGCCGCCCAAGACCGCGCCGCGCCGCCGUAGCCUGCGGUUCGGCCUGUUCGGCGGCCGCGCGACCCCGGGCCCCGAGGAGAGGAGGCGCGCCGGGCGUGAGCGGUGA